Molecule: messenger RNA, 1128 nt
Organism: Phytomonas sp. Hart1
Lineage: Eukaryota; Euglenozoa; Kinetoplastea; Trypanosomatida; Trypanosomatidae
Source: the annotation of a GenBank genome assembly
AUGCUCGCGGAAUGGCGGCGAUUCGGCCACCGCGCGCUUGUCUUCUCGCAAACUCGGCGGAUGCUCGAUCUAAUUGAGAAUUUUUGCGAACAGACGGGAUAUGUGUACAUCCGCAUGGACGGCCUAACAAGCCGAGAUCAUCGCCAGGUCCUGAUGGAUCGCUUUAACGAGGACUCCGAGAUCUUCCUUGCGUUGUUGACGACAAGGGUGGGGGGGGUGGGGGUGAACCUCGUCGGCGCCGAUCGCGUCGUGAUUUUCGACCCGGAUUGGAACCCGACGACCGACCUGCAGGCGCGUGAGCGCGCCUGGCGGAUCGGGCAGACGCGAGAGGUUUGUAUUUAUCGCUUACUCACCGGAGGGACGGUGGAGGAAAUGAUACUGCGCCGCCAGCUCGCGAAAACAUACAUCGCGGAUAAGGUGCUAAAAAAUCCAAACCUCCAGCGUUUUGUGCACUCGCCAGACGGCCUCGCGGAGGGGCUUUUGCUCGGCCCCGAAUACGCGGAGAGGAUCCCCUACGAGAAACGGUACGUGCUUGCAGCCGUUGAGCUCGCCGAGGAUCCGACCCCGCUUAUCCAUAAUCCGGAAGAUCAUGCUAGUAAUAACACAAAUACCCAUAAUACUAAUACUAAUAAUAAUACCUCUAGUGGUGGUGGUAGUUAUCGGGAAAUGGAUGAGAUCAAUAGCGCCGCCACGUGUAGCGAGAUCCCAAGCCCAACUCCAGAGGAUCCGCCAAACGCAAGGGAGAAGGAAUUUGGGCAUCUGCUUUGCGUGAAGGAAGGUGUGGGAGCAGCAGGGUCCGACAAUGUUCAGAACGGCACUCAUAAUCCUAGCGGUGACCCUCUCCAUAAUGGAAAUGAAGAAAAGGAAGAUAAUUCGGAAACGGCUUUGUUAAAGCGCUUGUUGUAUGGCGAAGAUGUGGAAAUUUCAGCUGCAGAUCCCACCAUUCAGAGGCUUGCACAAAUCAAAGCGGAACAAUCCAUUGCGCGAUUAACCAAUACAGAAAAUGGAAAGAAAAAAGAGGAAGACGAAAAAAAUCGUAUGCGGUUUAGCCUUGUAUACGCCGCGCAAAUGCGUUCGGAAAAGAUGAAAGAAGAUCAACGUGAGCAGAGGAGGUUUUACAACGAGUAA